GGGAGUGUCGCUGUUCAGUCAACAGAUGGAUAGAAGUGAAGUGUUUAGCACUGCGCUGCCCGAAGGCUAGCCUGCCAGUCACUGCAACAGUAAAACAUUCUUUAUAGACAGAUAGAUGGCGGUACAGCUUGUUGGACUCUGUGCCUACACAUUCUAGCAUUGAUCCUCAACUGGAAAACUACUUUGAGAUUAAAUAUUUAACUCAACGAAACAAACGCUGCCUGCCUGUCUGCCUCGGCUGUGCAGCAGUGAAAGGGUUAACAGCGCAAUGUCAUUCUGGCUUCGGGUGUCAGGGCCAGGAGGAGAGAGGGGGAGGGGGAGAACACUUCUACCAACUCAGAAACAGCCAGCAGACACAUGAAACUGAAGAGAAGGAAGGAGAGACGGUGUUCCUGUGAAAACACAGAACGCUGUGUGGAACAGCAAUAUUUGGGAUGCCGGAGCGUGUGAGGUAUUUCAAAGGUCAGAACUAUCACAAGCUGAAGCGCAGCUGCCUGAAUCGAGGGGUGCAGUUUGAGGACCCCCUGUUCCCCCCAUGUGCGGAGUCACUGUUCUACAAGAGAGCGCCCCCUGCAGACCUGCAGUGGAAGAGACCCCAGGAGCUCUGCAGGGCCCCACGCCUCUUUGUGGAUGGAAUCAGCGCCCGUGACCUACACCAGGGCAGUCUGGGAAACUGCUGGCUGGUGGCGGCUACUUCCUGUCUUGCCACAGAGCCAUCUUUCUGGAAGAAGGUGAUCCCGUCUCACCGUGAGCAGGACUGGAAUCCGAAGCGUCCGGAGCGCCACGCCGGGAUCUUUCACUUCCGGUUCUGGCGCUUGGGCUUCUGGACGGACGUGGUGAUCGAUGACCGGCUCCCCAUCAGCGAGGGGGGCCGGCUGCUGUUCUGCAGCUCCAGUAACAAGGCUGAGUUCUGGUGUGCACUGCUGGAGAAAGCAUACGCCAAGUUGAAUGGAUGCUACGAGGCUCUUGAAGGUGGAAACACCGCUGAGGCACUGGUUGAUUUCACAGGAGGGAUCUCAGAACCAAUCUGUUUGGACCGGGAUGGUUUCGUAGAGGACCUGGACAAGAGGAAGCAGCUCUACCAGAACCUGACCAAGGCCCACUCCAGAGGAGCGCUCAUCAGCUGCUCCAUUCGGCCCAUGCUGGGGGAGGCUUUGGAGUCUCGCCUGGGCUGUGGUCUGGUGAAAGGCCAUGCCUACGGAGUGACGGACAUCAGGAAGGUGCGCCUGGGGACCGACCUGCUCUCCCUCUUCAGAACCAGCCGGCUCUACAUGAUCCGCAUGAGGAACCCCUGGGGUACUACUGAGUGGAGCGGGGCCUGGAGCAACGAAUCUCAGCAGUGGCAGCAGGUCAGUAAGAAUGAGAGAGAGAAGAUGGGAGUCACAGUCCGAGAUGAUGGCGAGUUCUGGAUGGACUUUGAGGAUUUCUGCCGCUAUUUCACAGACAUGGUCGUGUGCCGGAGAAUCAAUACAACGCUGCUGAGCUUCCACAAGAGCUGGCUGGAGGCAAAGCUGCUCGGAGAGUGGAGGAGAGGAGCGACAGAGUUGAGCAACCGCAGCGGGGGCUGCAUCAACAACAAAGCCAGCUUCCUGCAGAACCCACAGUUCAUGUUUGACGUGCAGCGCGAGUCGGACACGGCUCUGAUCUGUCUGCAGCAGGAGGACAAGCGAGCGCUAAGGAGAGAGGGAGGAGGAGAGAAUCUGACCAUCGGCUUCGAGGUGUUCCGGGUGGAGGUGAAUCGCGAGUGUCGGCUGCACGUGAUCCCCCCCAAGGCAGCGAGCUCGGUGUACGUGGACUCCCGCAGCGUGUUCCUGCGUGCAGAGUUCACUCAGGGCCGCUACGUCAUUGUACCAACCACCUUCGCACCCGGGGCCCAGGCCAGCUUUCUGCUGCGGCUCUUUACUGAGACACCAGCCAGCUUUAGGGAGCUGGCUCUGGACCAGCCCCACCCCUCUCUCUGGAGCUGCUGUGUGGGGGGGGAUCUACGUCGAGUCACAACCAUCACCCUGCAGAGUGCAGUGGGGCUGAGUCCCCAGGGGGCUGCUACAGACCCUGAUGUGUACGCUGUGAUAAGGUGUGAGGGGAACAUGGUAAAGUCACGCGUGUUCAAAUCCACCAGCAGGCCGGAAUUCGACCUGAAGGCUGUGUUCUACCGGCGGAACCCGAGGAGACCAAUCAGGAUUGAGGUGUGGUUGAAGGGAGUGCUCCGGGAUGCGAUCCUCGGCCAGGUUUCUGUCCCAGCUGCUGAGAAUGAAACAGGGAGGAGCCACGUGAUGAGUUUACAGGACAAGACAAAACGCAGGACCACUGGCUCAGUCCUCAUUGAAACCUCCUCUAGUGACAAUCUGAUUGAGCUCUGAGUGCCACCUGCUUGCCAUGGAACACACUGCAACACAGGAUGUACGAUCACUGAAACCUCUAGUGACAAUCUAUCAACUGGCCAAGACACCACAAUGCUGUGACAGGGCUCUCUGUACACAACGUGAUGAGAGUGCUGGACCCUGACUGUAACGUCCUGCUGUGACAGGGCUCUCUGUGCUCAAUUACUGGUUAUUUUAUUAGAAAGAUAAAUGCUAGACUUGGAUGAACAAUACCAGUAAGUGAUUACACCUUGUAACAAUUUUUUUUUUUUUUUUUUUUU
Molecule: messenger RNA, 2641 nt
Organism: Polyodon spathula (Mississippi paddlefish)
Lineage: Eukaryota; Metazoa; Chordata; Actinopteri; Acipenseriformes; Polyodontidae
Product: calpain-5-like
Exons: 13
Coding region: 435-2360 (641 amino acids)
Biological process (GO): proteolysis
Cellular component (GO): cytoplasm
Molecular function (GO): calcium-dependent cysteine-type endopeptidase activity
Source: RefSeq, a predicted model, not a curated record